This is a messenger RNA of Dendroctonus ponderosae (mountain pine beetle), 12673 nucleotides long. It is a transcript of the gene Apoltp, whose product is annotated as apolipophorins. The record is from RefSeq and is a predicted model, not a curated record. The coding region runs from base 114 to 12599 and encodes 4161 amino acids. Lineage: Eukaryota; Metazoa; Arthropoda; Insecta; Coleoptera; Curculionidae. The transcript is spliced from 57 exons. Gene Ontology annotation, molecular function: lipid carrier activity. Gene Ontology annotation, biological process: lipid transport.
AGACAGAGACCUGGUCUAUAAUAAAAUUAAAUAAUCACUAAGCUUUUAGUAGCCGUGCGGUUCCAUUUUUAAAGACGAUUCGUGCUUUAAAUAGUGUCCAUGCGUGAAUUAAAAUGAGAAAAGUGUCAAUUUUGUGGCUCCUUAGUGAGCUUUUUGUUUGGGCCUUAUCGCAACAUAUAAAUCCCUUGAAAGAUCCUACGAUAUGCGGUAUUCCAGCAUGUCCAGAUACAGGUCACAAAUUUAAAUAUGUACCAGAAAGAUACUACACCUAUAAGUAUUCCAUCGAAGCAAGAAGUAUAUUCAACGGUACAAGUAAAAACGAGUCAACAUUGUUCAUUGAUGCUGACGUUACGUUUAAUUUCUUAACGCCAUGUGAUGGCUUGCUGACCCUUUCCGACGUAACAUUAAGCGAAAUUGCCUCAAGAGACAAUGAAGAAAAUCCCACUUCCACUAAUAGUCAGCUAUUUUCCGACAUGAUAAGCGAAUCCACUCUUAGGUUUGCCUUCAAAGACGGAAUUGUCUAUGAAAUAUGUCCAGACGAGAAUGAAAAAACGUAUCCUUUGAAUUUUAAACGAGGAAUUUUAUCGAUGAUUCAAAAUAGCAUGAAAAGAUUUGACUUGGAUUAUUCCGGAGAUGAAGAAGAUGUUAGAGGUGUUUGCUCGACUACUUAUGCUGUUCUCGGAGCAAAAGAAACCAGUCUACUCAUAGAGAAAACAAAAAAACUGGAUAGUUGCACCGACAGAAUAAAAAUCAACUCUGUUAUUCAGAUGACUCCAUCCACUUUUCAAUCGGGGAUCAAACAUGAAAAUAUCCUGCAAUCAUCAAGUCGAUGUGUCCUUUCUAUAGAUCAAAAUAUCUACAAGGAAAUCAGCUGUGAAGAAAACUUCAUAUUGGAACCGUUUUCCAAUAAAGCUGCAGGGGCCAGUACGAUAGUUAUCCAAAAAUUGGUUUUGAAGGAGCAAGGCGAAAAACACUCUGGAGAGGAAAACGAGAUAUCAACGCGAACAAAUCUCAAAUUCGAUCAUAAUAUCCCAAAGCAACCGGCAAACGGCGAUCUAAGAAAAACGAGAGAUUUAAUAAAAAAAUUAUGCAAAGAAAGCCAACAUGACUUGCAAAGCGAUUUUUCUGAUUUGUUUGGAAAGUUCAUUUAUGGAUUAAGGGGCUUAUCGUAUCCGGCUUUGUCCAGCUUUUAUGCUCAUAGCGGAGCUGCAUGCCCUUCAGCAAAAAAACACACUCUCGAGGCUCUUCCAUAUGUGAACACAGCAGGAUCCUUAAGUCUAAUGAAAGAUAUAAUAUUAGCUGAUACAAUAUCUGAAAGCACUUUAGAAGACUGGAUGUCAUCGUUGGCAUUCAUACCCAAUCCAGAUAGGAGUAUGAUGGAGUCAGCUUUAGUAAUCUUGACAGAUAAACCAUUUUCCACAAAUAUUGCUCUUAGUAUUGCGUCUUUGGCUCAUACCUUUUGUACAACAGUCCCCAACUGCGAACGAGUAACGGCUCUUUAUUCAAUUGUGGAGUAUUUUGAAAACUUCCUUUCAGAUCUUCUGGAGGAGAAUACUGAUGACAGAAUUAUACAAGAUAAGAUCAUAGUGACACUUAAGGCAUUGUCUACCAUAGGAUGGAUAUCGGAUAAAUACGAAGAGGAACUUUUUAAAGUUGUGGGUGAUUCUAAUCUGGACGUAGGUGUACGAGUAGCUGCAGUUGAAACUUUCAGACGUCUGCCAUGCGAAAAGCACCGAAAUUACUUUGAAGGAAUAUUUGGAGAUCAACAACAAGACACAGAAGUUAGAAUUGCAUCCUAUCUUCAAGUCAUGAGAUGUCCUAACUAUUUGCUAGUUCGAUCUAUUGCCUAUAAUUUAAGAUAUGAAGAGGUAAAUCAAGUUGGAUCUUUCGUUUGGUCUCAUCUGCACAACAUUCUAAAGUCAGCCAAUCCGCUGAAGGUGGAAAUUCAAAGUUUACUAUCGGAAGAGGACCUAGUUGAGAAAUUUAGUUCUGAUUUACGAAAAUUCUCCCAUAAUCGAGAGGGAUCUUUGUAUUUUGAUGAGUACAAUUUGGGUGGAAACUACGAAACUAAUGUAUUAUUUUCACCCUCAUCCUAUAUACCGAGAGCUGCCAUGCUAAAUCUUACAGUUGAUUUAUUUGGGAAACAUGUCAACCUUUUAGAGGUUUACGGCAGAGUGGAGGGUUUGGAACGCUAUUUAGAAUCGUUUUUCGGACCAGGGGGAAAGGCCAAUACCUUCAAAGAGAAAAUGGAGGAAUACAAAAUGAGAUGGAUUAGAGAGACUAAUACUAAUAAUCCAAUUGAAAGCAAAGUACAGGAAAUGGCCGACACUGCACGAAAUACUAAGAAUGACCCAACAAUCGCUUUUGGAUUCAAGGUUUUCGGAAAUGAUUUGAAAUAUGCUAGCAUCAAAGGAGAUCGGGAAAUUCAGGAAGCUCUGGAGUAUUUUAAUUUCCUUAACUAUCUCAAAGAGAUACUGUCUGGAAAGGAAAUUCAGUACAAAAAAGCUACAAUGUUUCUUGACAGCAACUACGUCGUUCCCAGUGGAGCGGGACUCCCGUUGUUCCUUUCAGCUUUGGGAACAGCUUCAGUCAAUAUCAAAUUAUAUGGAUCUCUAAAAGCCGCAGGUUUUACAAAAAAGAAGGAACUGGAUCUGGUUGCUAAUUUCGAACCCAGCGCUUCGAUAGGUAUUUCAGGGGAAAUGUCUUUGAGUGCAUUCUAUGAGAGUACAAGCGUUAAAUUGAAAACGGAUAUGCAAUCAUCAGUGGCCGUUAAAGGAGAUAUUAAAAUAAGAGCGGCGAAAUUGGUUAGCAUAAAAUUCAGUUUGCCAAAGAAGAACACAAUACUUUUCGGAGCAAGAUCUGAACUGUUGGUGAGACAGCAGAACAUAGAAAUGCCGCAAGAAGGCCUCACUGAAGCUACGGUCUCCAAUAGUUUAUGCUCCUGGCAAGCAAUUUCGGAUGCAAUCGGCUUAAAACUGUGCUUAGAUUACAGUUACAAAAACACCACUGCUAUACCUUCAGCUCCUAUUUUUGCGAUAGCAGGACCAACUAAUUUUGAUGUGUAUGUUCAAAAAUCAGACCCAACAGCAAAUGUAUAUUUAUUUGAAUACAAAUGGUCACAAGGACGAGAUCUCAGUAUGAUUUCAUUGACUUUUGAUACUCCCGGUUCUAUGAUCAAAAGGCUUAUGCACGCCAACUUUACAAUUGAUAAAACGAGUAAUAAUUUAACUAUGCUCAUGCAGUCCUCUUCUGGGAUGAUAUUAGCCAGAGGCCGAAUUAAAAACACUGAUGACCAGAAGAUUUUUCAGAUGACUCUUGAUAUCAACGAUAUGAAGCAUUUUGAUGCUAGCUUGGCCUAUGAUAGAGUCAAAAAACUUAAUGGAUUUGCCUACAAACCAAAGAUGUAUCUAGGCAUUAACGGUCAGCGUGUAAUGGAAUUGCAAGGCUCGAUUGAUCUAAUCAGCAAAAAAGAAAUAUCUCAGUAUACCGUCGACUUGAAGUUUCAAACCAAAAGAUUGACUUCAAAAUUAUUUGGGUAUAUUUCUAAGACCGACUCUUCAAUUGGAACCGACUUACACAUGGAUUAUAAGUUUGUAAAUGUUAAAGAGCAGCGGCUUUCAGUAAGGUUAAGCUUGGCCAAUCGAUCAAGAAAAAAUCUCGCAGUUGUUAUCGGGACAUGCGAUGUCUCAUCCACAGCUUAUCCAGAAUUUAAUUUUAAUGGCAAUGUUACAUUCCAGAGAAGCGGCAGUCACAUGGAAUUUAAAGUAGGCUUAAUACAGAAUCCUUUGCCUUUAAAUGAUCCAAAUUCAGAUUUUGAAAGCCUUAAAUUUGAUUUCGUCUUCUCCCACAAGGCUUUUAGUGAUAGUAGACAGACAAUAAAAGCUAUAGCCAACGUGAAACGAAAAUCCAGUAAUUUGGAUAUGAAGGGGCUGCUAUUAUAUGAAAGUAUUAAUUCUGACUUCAAUUUGGAAUGUAGCGUCAAUUAUGGAAAGGACAAACAAGUUUCGGUGACAAUAUUUUGGUCACAUCCACGUACUACUUUAGAGGAAAUAAAGGCACAUAUUAAUAUUACAGUGCCGACGUUUACACCAAUGGCCGUAAAGGUGGAAAUUAGUGAAAUUCAUAGUCGCGACUAUAAGAUAGAUAUAAACGGAACAACAUUUAGUGGUCACAGUGCUCAUGCAAUCGGUUUUUAUCAAGAUACUAGUACAGCUUUAGCUUCAAACCACCACCUGAAGGUCUUUGUCAAUUCACCAAAUUUUAAGGAUGUGAAUGCCGACUUGGUGUUUUAUAGAGAUAACGAUCAAUUUAGAACGGAUAUUAAGGCGACUUAUGACGACAAUGAUUACCAGCUAUAUUUCAAUCAUAAUUCUACAUCUGAUAAGGACAUGCACACGGAUAUUAGAGUAAAAUACAAAACUAAAUUGUACACUCUCAAUGCCGCAGUCAACAAAGGAGAACAUUUAAAAAUUGCUGUAGAGUUGCAUAUCGAUCAGAUAAGAGACGUGGAAUUUUCAGUUUGGAUUUUCAAUGAGGAAACACAAAGGGCUCUCGGAUUUGACAUCAACUGGGAUGCUAAUAGAGAUCCGAAUCAGAAAUUGUUGGUUGUAGCCAAUUUUACGAAAGCAGCGGAUUUCAAUUACAACGCGGAUUUAAUUGUUAGUUACCCGGGCCGUACCAUCAUUGGGAAAUAUCAAUUUAUAUUGGAAAAGGGUCACAUCGAUAUGCUGGCUACUAUCUCUUGGGAUGACGGCAAAUCAUUUGCAGUUAACCUGAACGUUAAAUACCAAUUCGAAAACGAAGUGUUUUUUGAAAUAUCUUCUCGAUUGAACACUCCACUGGAUUCGCUAAAAAAUAUGAAGCUUUACGGGAUUUUUGAGCACUUAGAAAACAAGUACAGCUUAAACGGGGCGCUAACCUGGAACCCUAGACAAAAAGUGUCUAUCAACCUAUUUGGCGAUCAUUCUUCAGAUGGUAGUGAUGUAAAUUUUGAUUGUAGAUAUAGUUGUUCAUUGCAGAGCACUUUGGGACAUAUCCCAAAUGUUAAUGCUACAAUUAAACAUUCGCAAAACUACACCGACUAUAAAUCCCUUAUUUAUUUGAUGUACAAUCCUGACUUUAUUAUCGAUGUGGAUAGCUACUGGCAACACCAAACUAACGAACAUUUCUCAAAUCUAUCAGGAACUGUUAACACUCUUACGCCAUUUAAAGGUUUAGAAAAGGGCAUUCUUGUUACUAAAAUAUUUUACACAGAAGACAAACAUUUGCGAGGAGUGGCAGAAAUCGAUUUAGACCAUAAAAAAAUGUUAGUUGCCAUGGAAGGCAAAUUUAGAAAACUCAUGGACAGCAUGUUUAUUGCAAAUAUUAGCACCACGGAAGAAAAGUAUCAAUGUCAGUUCAAAAUAUCAAAGAAGGACCGACACUUCGUUGCACUAAUCACGUAUCCUGAUGGAAAUCUGGGAACAGAAGUGCUAUUUGCCCUAAACGAUUUAAUCGAUUUUGAUGUGAAGAUUUUCUUGGCCACACCCAUCGAAUUUUUACAAAAGGUUUUAAUUGUCGCUAAGCUGCACACAGGAAAGGCAGAUUUCCGAAUAGGCUGGAAUUCUCUUUUGUUGGGAUUUUCCGGGAUAGCGCAUUAUGUUAAUAUCAUUGACUUCCAAUACACAUACAAGAUAUACACUCCCAUCAAGGAUUUCGAGGAGAACGGCUUGGUAGCCAAGCUUAUAUUCAAAAAAGGCUUAGACUUCGAGACAUCUUUGCAGCUAUCUCGAUAUAAGUUGGGUGUGAAAUUAAUAGGAAAACCGAAACCAAAACCAUUAAAGGAAUUGGGAAUUAAUGUUAGAGACGUAUAUUAUUCCAAAGUUAGUCACCGCAACAGUGACAAAGAUGACGAUUUCCUGAGUUUCGAAGGUUUAAUUGAAGUAGACGCAAUUAUAUAUCCUACAAUCAAAGGUCAACUGGAAAUAGACCAAAAGGGUCCAGUUUAUGUACUCCAAUCAAAAGUUCUUCUGCCACAUGGAGCAGCCACUAUAUUUGAUGAAUUUCAAUAUAUCGAUGUUCUGUCCAUGGCCAAUACUUUACGAAUUAUUACUCCAUAUAAAACUUUUAAUAGCAUUCACUCGGAUUUUAAACUACAAUUUGUGCAGAACAGUCAUUAUAUGUUCAAUCUUGGAUUGGGUUAUAAAAAUGAUUCCACACCGAUAACGACUGGUAUUUUGGUGGAAUAUAACGUAGACCGGCGAGAUAUUAGCGAUAGAAACUAUAACGUUACGCUAGACGUAAAUACGCCCUUUAAAGCUUUUCCAAAGUUGAAAUUGUUUGGGGCUUUUGAAACCGAGGAGAAUUUUUAUCGCACCAAGCUAUUAUUCACAACAAAUAGGAGUGAUAUAUCUCUGGAUGCCACCACGGAAACUGAUGGUGGCUGGUUAGGACUAACUUCAGAGUUUCACGCAAUAACUCCACUAUUCAAAUUGCCGCAAUCCCAGCUCAGCCUUACCAAAUUAACGGACUCUUCAGACAACUAUUUUGAGGUUCGGCUCAAGGUUCCAGAAAAACUUAAGUCUGAGGUAUAUUUUAGAACUUCUUGGCUCUUCAAAGCUCCAAGGGAGUUUAGGACCAUAUUAGAACUCGAAACUCCAUUUACGGGACUUGAAAAUACUAAGGCAGGUGUAGAUUUCAUGGCGAUGGAAGAUAAAACAACUUUGUCGGCAUACCUCCACCUUAAUCCUAUCGAAGCAGAGGUGAAUUCAACGUUUGAAAAUAAUGUCCUAAUUAGCAAUUCGUUAAUUAAAUUUAAUGAAAACAUAUUUCCACUAAAUGUAAAUUGUAAGGUUUUGACUCCGGCUCCAAAUAGGCUUGAGCUUAAUGGAACUUUAUUACUUAGAGAUGAAGUAUUUGGAAUAAAUGGAAACGUAGAUCUUAUAGGAAGUUUACCACUACAAGUUUUAAUCACUCUUAUCCCGCAAGCUAAUAGUGUUCCUUCGACUUUUCAAUACAAUAUUGAAACAACUCUAAAUGGCUAUGGAUUAGUUGGAUCUCUCAGUUAUUCCAAUAGAUUGACCCAUUUUAGCGGCAAUGCAAAAGCGAACGAUAAACUAAACUGGGAAAUACGUUUCAAGGUUGAUCCACCCAAUCCUGACCAGACGUUUCUGCUUCAUGCAGUGGCUAAUUCAGCAACAGAUAUUAUGCACUUGGACAUUGAAUGUCAAUCGAAUAUUCCCCAACUGGAGCAUCCCAGAUUCGGUUUAACCUACAGAGAUGAAAAAAUUUUGAACAAGCUCGAGGGUUAUUUUAUCCUUACAAAAGUUAACGGAAGUGCAGAUGUAGAGAUGACGUGGUUAUAUUUGGAGGAUAUGCUAUUGAAAGCAAAGGGGAAUUACCAGAAUCCUUUAUACGCGAGUUCAUCCCAAGUGGCAUUAUAUUACAAAAAUAUUGGAAAGGAUUUUAGUGAAUUAAAUACCGGUUGUGACCUGAUAAUUGAUAGAUUGUGGCAAGCGGGUGCCAAUGUUUUAUUUAGACUUCCGGCGAAAAAUAACAUUAGUCUUGAAGGCCACAUUAACAUUCCUAAUAACGCAAAAGACACUCACAGUGUAUUUGGGAAAUUGGUUUAUGGGACAGGACUCAGCUUUAUUGAUUAUUUGCUUAGAUACAAAAGUAGCGAACCUGUGAAAAAAUUCGGUCUAUUUGGAGAGGUUUCCCUGGAAAACAAGCACAAUCUUUCUGGGAAUGCUAUAAUAGAGUGGAAUGAAAAGGAAUUUCACAAUAACGCCAACUUUAAACUACUGGAAAAAUCUUUUGAUGUUUUGUAUAAAUUGAAAACACCGAACUAUCAGGAAAAACAUUUAUUUGUUGGCCAAUUAUCUUAUAAUGGCACUAAUGAAAUCCACAACGUAACAUGCAAAACAUUUUAUCCGGAGGAUUCAUCUUUGUUAUAUGGAACAAUAAAUUAUGUGGAAUUAGCGAAUAUGGUGGGUAUGCUCAAUAUAUCCAUACCAAACAAAUCGCUUAAUUUUACGGGAGUCCGUUUUCAAUCUGAAACAAACAGCAAUAUACACAAUCGAUUGAUCAAAGUUUUCUGGGCCAACGAGACUGCACUUUUAGAUAGCAAAUGUGCCAUAAAAACGGGCAAUACCAAUUCAGAGAGGCACUAUAAAGGGGACUUGCUUGUGGAAUUGCCAUUGGCUACGAGGCAUAUUGGGCUAGUGGAUUAUGAAUAUGACAAAAAGGCAGCGCUCAGCACAGGCAGGGCAACGGUGCAAUAUAACGACGAGAAUAUUCUGGAGGGCAAGUAUAAUUGCCUGUCGGAAUCACGGGCGGACAUAGAAGUGGAUAGAAUACAUGUAGAGCUGCUGAACAACAGGGUCCCCGUUGGAGCCGACUAUGUGCACAGACAUGAAAGCGGCAUGCCAAGGGAGGGCUACAAUGCCCCAACUCUGGACAAUAAACAUAUCCACGUUUAUCAUCUCCAAAACCGUUCCAAGUUUAAUUUGACUGGGGAAAUUAAUGUAGAAACACGUCAAGAUGGUCAAGCCUACGUUGUGGCCGCUACGCAUUUGAAUAGAACAGUCACCCUUUCGGCUGACUACUCUAUUCAACCCCAGGAAUACAAACAGCAUUCAAGAUUAGAGCUCAGCCCUGAGGUUUGGAUUGGAUACGAUUUUAGUCUUAUUAAUAAGACCACAGAUAAUAUUUUCGACGUUGAAAUGUUUCUUAUUAAUAUAUCAUACCCCCGACGUAACUUCAGUGCCCAGGGUUUCUACAAUAUAAGUGAUUCGCUUGUUUCCACGGACAUAUUACUGGUGUGGGACAAAGAUAACAAAUCCGUUGAAGCUGCCUUAGACUGGAGAAAAAUUGCUUUACACCGAGACGAGAUUAAGCUCCUGUUUAAACAUCCCUCAUUCGAAAAAGAUGUAAUGUUGAUGACAAACUAUGGAUAUCAAAAAUCGUCGUUAGAAGGACAAGUGAUUAUUGAUUAUUCAUCGAAUCCGGAGCAGAAAGUCACAUUUGAGGUUCGGGGGGAGGAUAAAUCAAAAGGCCCAACUUACAAUUAUUCGUACAACAUUUUUGCUGAGCACAAAGCCACGAAUUUAUAUUUGAAUUGCUUUGGACAUGUUCACUGGAGCCCCAGAAAAUGUGGAACAGAAUAUAUUGCGGAUUACAAAAAAUCUUUCUUGCCGCUAUCUCGAUCUGUCGCAUUGGUUAAAGUUGACUUUGAUUUGAAUGACGUUGUUUUAAAGAAAGAAGACAUUAUUGGAAAGUCAUAUUUCUGGGGAAGAUAUGGUGGCCAUUUUCCAAUUUACACGGCAAAUAUAACAUCUGCUCAUGGAAUAAAUUACACAUCAGGACAUUUUAAUGCCAAUUUGAAGGAAAAAGUUGUGUCCGCAAAUGUAAAUUUAACUGAAGAUGGCAGCCAAUGUUUACAUAUCUAUGGUGUAAUCCCAGACGCAAGAAGUGCACGAUUUGAAAUUUGGCGGGAUUACGACGACAAACGGCUAACCGACUUAUUUUACUAUCUGAAACUCAAUCACUCGAGAUUAAUAAUGUCCGAACUAAAGUGGCGCCCUGAACUGAUAAAAGAUGUCCAGGACGAAAUUCGUUCGAAAGCUCUACAACUCUACUACGAAAGCUUGGAUCAAAUCAAUAACACCAGACAGUACAUCAGAGCUGAGUCAGUAGAUGCGAUUGAUGGUAUUUGGCAAGAUGCCAAACCCAUAUUAUCAACAUUCUUGAUUGAAUUAAGGAACCUGACUGUAAUAGAGGAAGAUUUGGGACACUUGAGAGAUUUCAUAAAUAAGUCGUACCACAGCAAUGAAUUUUAUUUGAAAGAUAUUAGCUCUGUAGUUCUGAUGCUGUUUGACGAUUUGUCAAUAAAAACGCACUUACAAUCGCUCCCUAAAAUAUUCCAAGAAUUGUGGACCGCUAUGGGAGCAUCGGGGAAGAACAUUAAAGACAGUAUUAAUUUUGUGAUUGAAAAAAUAAAAGUGUAUUAUGCCAACACAACUCAGUUUAUACAUGAUCUAAUCAACGGAGAUCCUGUAAAGCAUUUAUCCAAAAUUCUUGAGAAAAUUGUGGAUCAAUAUGACGAUUACAUCAGGAAUGUGCACGUAUUAACUCUGCAUUAUAUUGAAAAAUUAUGGGUGGAAACAUACGAUAUGAUUGUCGAUAAUUUCCAUCAGAUUUUGGCCGCUUUGGAACCCACUUUCCUCAAAUUCAUUCAUUAUGCUGAAACUAUUAUUUGGACCACAGGAAAAGAGUUUAUAGAUUUUCUCUACAUUCGCAAAAACAAAAUCAUCGAAUCAGCAUAUUUUAUGGAAUUUACGAAAUUUUCCCGAGAUGUCGAUAGAUUUUACAAAGAUAUCAGCGGAAAUAACACCGUAGAAGCCAUUUAUAAAUACGGCAAUAUCGUUUGGAAUUUCGUAAACGAAAAGUACAUUAAUCAUAUGCCGUUCGGAAAGGAACUCAAAGCCGUGAUAUUUGAAAUCAUAGCAGAAUUGAAGCAACUUGGUGAUGUGCCGUCUAUUAAAUAUGCGCUCGAUAAGUUUAACGAAAUCAUGGAAAAUGUUAAGUUUUAUUACAAAUAUUUCGAAGUGGAGUUCAGAACGCAUCGGUUUAUUAAAUUUGUCUAUCGAAAAUUGUCUGAAAUGACGGUUACCGCUUUAGAAAUUGAAAACAGGCAAAGGGAGGCAAAGACCAAAUUUAUUUACGAGCCAGAUGACGGAAUUAUGAUCUUGGAAGAGAAGCUUCCAAUGUCAUGGCAUGGAUUCAACGAAACUCCAGAGUUCCAGGAAAUUCCCGAAAUUAAGGUAUUUUAUAAUGUAUACAACUACUUAGCGACAUCAGAGACGUCGUUUUGGAACUUUUAUUACGAGUAUAUGCCCUACACAGACCCGACAGAACUUCUGCCUCCAUUUAAAGGACAUUCGAUGUUGAUAGGUGGAAAACACUAUGUAACUUUCGACAAGAAAUACUACGAUUUUAAGGGAAGUUGCACAUAUUUAUUGUCGACAGAUUUUGUUGACCGUAAUUUCACUUUGUUGGUAUCUUAUGAUGGGAAUGGCGAUUCCAACCAACUUGUACUUCUGAUAAACAAAACUGCAGUUUAUAUAGAUUUAAUCACAGAUACCAUAACAGUAGAUGGAUCUAAAGCAUUAUUAUUACCUCUGAACAUUGGAAGUCACUUCUUGUAUAGAGAAAAUGAUAUAAUUACCUUAGAAAGCGAGUCAGGAUUCAGAUUGGAAUGUAAUACGAAAUUCCAGAUUUGCAUUUUUGAAGUUUCAGGAUGGCAUUAUGGCAGAACUACAGGCCUGUGGGGUUCAUAUAAUAAUGAACCAUUUGAUGAUUUGAUGACUCCAAAUGGUUCAAGAAUUAACGCAAGUUAUUCACGAAACCUCGCAGAUUUUGGUGAUAGCUGGGCUGUAAGCGAAGGUUGUCAAACCAAAGCUUUCCCAGAUUUACAUUCUCACAGAUCGCCAUCAACAGAAAUUGAGGAGCUUUGUCACGAAUUUUUUCACAGCAAAAUUUCAGAUCUGAGUAACUGUUUUUCGAGAGUACCCAAAGACAAUUUUUUGCAAAUGUGCAUGAAUAGUAGCACGACACUUGAAGCUUGUCGCAGUGCAGUUGCAUAUAUUGAAAUGUGCCAUAGAGAAAAUACUCCGCUGAACAUUCCAGACUCAUGCAUAAAGUGCGAUUUGCUAAAUGGAACAGAAAUUCGAGAAGGAGAUUUUAUUAGAUUACAUGGAAAUUCAGUACCUAGAACCGCCGACGUAGUUUUUAUAGUCGAAGCCAAGAACUGCAAUAAAGAUCUGAAGAAUCGUAAAAACUUUAAUACAGUAAUUGAGUCAAUAAACCAAGAACUUCUUCAGUUAAACAUAACGAACAACAGAUACGCGGUUGUAGUUUUUGGCGGAAGUGGAGUUUUUAAUGCACCAAGAAGUAUCGUCCUAAAUUCGAAAACUUUCACUGAUUAUAUCUCAGUGAUGGAUUAUUUACAGUUCCCUGUAGGGAAUGGAAAUUCUGAUAUAUACAGAGCUAUUAUAUUUGCAAAUAAAUUGAUGUUUAGGCCAGGAGCAUCAAGAAAUCUCGUAUUACUGCCAUGCUCCCAAUGUGACGAAGAUAAUAUGCAGCAUGAUUACGCAACGGUCCAUCAAGUUCUGUUUGAAAGUUCAGCUUCAUUGCAUAUUUUGUUGAACAAUUCCUUUACCGUCAAUUCUCCAGACAUGAAGAAGAAGGAAAACAGGAUUCCAUACGGCAUUGAUAUUAACAAGGCGUACACCAAAAAGGAUGUAAAGAAGCUAGACGGGGAUCAAGUAUUAAGGAAUUCAAUCAGCUUUUCCAAAUCAUCGUUGGGAUGUUUUUCUCUCGCCUUGGAAACAAACGGUACGGUGUUCAGUUCAAAAUACUUGGAAGCUGAUAAGAAUGCUAAGAAGUUUGCUGAAGUUUUUGCCAAACGAUUGGCUUAUUCAGCUGUUCCCCGAGACUGCACAGACUGUGAGUGCACCUCUCUUCAGAAUGGUUUAUCAUAUAUAGAAUGCACACCAUGCACUUAUCUACGUUCCAAUGUAGAAUCUCAUAACUCCAAUGAAGAAGACGAACUUCUCUAGAGUUUAGGUAAUUAUUAAAAUUUUAGAUUUAGUUAUACAUAUGUAUCUUUUGUUGAAUAAAUCAUUUGCUAAUA